UUCCCGCUGUGCAGCUUCCUAUAACGCAAGGAUAGGAGUUGCAAUAAACAGGCAGACGCAGAAUCACGCCGGGCCCCUACCGCUGGAUAACUGCAGGAGCGCGGUGAUUUUACACACGCUGCUGAUGGGAACCUCAGCGAGUCAUCGUCCUCAGCUAAACGGGACAUACCAUUAAUAGCAACAACAGAAGACUACAUGCGCUAUCAGUGGGACUGGGAAACAAUAUGAAGUUGGCGGUCCUUCUUAUCCUGCUUCUCCUCACGGUGUCUCCUCUGAGCCACGGUGCCGCUUCAUCUCCCAGUAAAUUUGUGUCCUUGGCGGAGAUGGAGGACGCUCUGCUGAAGAACCUUUUCCAAGGAUAUCAGCGCUGGGUUAGGCCCAUCCAGCGAGCAAACGACACUGUCAGAGUUCGAUUCGGACUCAAGAUCUCUCAGCUGGUCGAUGUGGAUGAGAAGAACCAGCUUAUGACAACAAAUGUUUGGUUGACUCAGGAGUGGAUUGAUUACAAGCUGCGAUGGAAUCCAGAUAAAUAUGGUGGGAUCACCUCCAUCAGAGUUCCCUCAGAAAAUAUAUGGCUCCCAGACAUCGUCCUGUAUGAGAAUGCCGAUGGGCGUUUUGAGGGCUCCCUGAUGACCAAAGCCAUCGUAAAGUACAAUGGUGCCAUCACCUGGAGGCCACCCGCUAGUUACAAGUCUGCCUGCACCAUGGAUGUCACCUUUUUCCCCUUUGACCGGCAGAACUGCUCCAUGAAGUUUGGCUCAUGGACGUAUGAUGGCAACAUGGUGGACCUGGCCCUGAUGGAAAACCACGUUGAUCGGAAAGACUUCUUUGAUAAUGGAGAGUGGGAGAUACUCAGCGCCACUGGAGCUAAAGGAAACAGGAGGGAUGGCAUGUACUCCUACCCCUUCAUCACCUACUCCUUCAUCCUGAAGAGAUUGCCACUCUUUUACACACUCUUUCUCAUCAUCCCCUGUUUGGGUUUGUCCUUUCUCACCGUCCUGGUGUUUUACCUUCCCUCAGAUGAAGGAGAGAAGCUAUCACUCUCCACCUCUGUGCUAGUGUCUCUCACUGUGUUCCUUUUGGUCAUAGAAGAGAUCAUACCCUCCUCCUCCAAGGUGAUCCCUCUCAUCGGAGAAUAUCUGCUCUUCAUCAUGAUCUUUGUCACCCUUUCGAUCAUUGUCACUGUCUUCGUCAUCAAUGUGCACCACCGCUCCUCAGCCACCUACCACCCUAUGUCACCCUGGGUUCGCACCCUUUUCCUUCAGAAGCUUCCCAGACUGCUUUGCAUGCGAGGACACACCGACCGGUACCACUACCCGGAGCUAGCUCCGGAAAGUCCUGAACUGAAGCCUCGCUCUGGAGGUCGGAGGGCAGGCCAGCGGACAAGCAGUGGAGCUUAUGGACAGGCAGCUUCUGAUGGGAAGGAGGAAGAAGCUUGGGCCACCAUGUUGGAGAAAGCCAUCUAUUCGGUGCGGUAUAUCAGCAGACAUAUUCGCAAAGAGCACUUCAUCCGCGAGGUGGUCCAAGACUGGAAGUUUGUAGCUCAGGUGUUAGACCGAAUCUUCUUGUGGGCUUUCCUUACAGUCUCAAUUCUGGGCACCAUCCUUAUCUUCACUCCAGCCCUGCACAUGUUCCUGAAAAUCCCUCCUCCAUCUACAACUGAGGAGCCACCUUUACACCAGUAACCAGACUGUCUCUUUCUUAGGCAGCUGAAGAUCUGCUUCCAGGAAUCUAUAAAAAGUUACAGCUGAGCAAGAAGAAGCCACCAAAGACUGUUUGACUUCUCCUGACCACUCCGUAAAGUGAGGUUUAUAUCUUAUUAUAUGUGUGUUUCAAGUGCACAAAAUAACAAUUCACAUAAGAAAUACAUAUUUUUUUCAAGUGCAGCUUAAUGCAUUAUAUUGUAUUUUUAAAGCUAUUUCUUCACAAUCUGGUGUCCAGCUCUGCAGCUCUCACAGGCUCACUCUUUAAGGUGGAUAUUCAAUGAACAGGAAUCUAGACGGUAAAGAUAUUAAACAUAUGCAUAUAGUGUGAAAGCUGGAUCUAUGCACUUUACUCACCUAUUCAAAACUAUUUGUGCUGUUUAGAUGUUAGUUGUUUUCUAUGUUCUUUUUCUGCAUAACGUCUCUGUAUCAAGUUUUAAACAGCCAUCCAGGAUUCCCCGAAACACUGAUUUUUUUUUUUUUUUUUAUAAAAAUUGUUUGUCUUUACUUUGAUAUUGCUUAUCCCUUAAACAUUGCCAUGUUGACCCUAGUUUCAAGCAGCAUAAUUAAACUAUCUAACAUGUUUCUUACCAAAGCCUUGAUUUUCAUCUUAGAGAUUUCUGCAAAACCCUUAUAGAAAUUUUGCAGUUUGGAUAUGAAAGCAUUUUUGGCAAAUAAUCAGAGCUAUUGUGUCUGUUUUCUGUUUAGUACAAUUUAAACUUUAUUUCUUAAGCCCUCUCCAAAAAAGUGAAUUUGGACUAGACUUCAUUAAAAAUAUAGGUGAAGUUUCCAUAAGGUUCUGUUUUGAAUUGACGUGUAUUUUAUGACAAUAAUAAAGUUUUAGAUAC
Fundulus heteroclitus (mummichog) is the source of this 2551-nucleotide messenger RNA. RefSeq names its product neuronal acetylcholine receptor subunit non-alpha-2. Gene Ontology annotation, cellular component: postsynaptic membrane; neuron projection; synapse. Gene Ontology annotation, molecular function: transmembrane signaling receptor activity; acetylcholine-gated monoatomic cation-selective channel activity. The coding region runs from base 225 to 1685 and encodes 486 amino acids. The record is from RefSeq and is a predicted model, not a curated record. The transcript is spliced from 6 exons. Lineage: Eukaryota; Metazoa; Chordata; Actinopteri; Cyprinodontiformes; Fundulidae. Gene Ontology annotation, biological process: monoatomic ion transmembrane transport; regulation of membrane potential; signal transduction.